AUGACUUUCGCCCGCGCACAGAACGGCGCGCACGAGCGAGGCGGUUCGCGAGGCGUCGGGCACUCACCGAUGUCUGUCGGCACCCCGGGACCGCCGUCCGGGGAAUGGGCGGCGGCAGGGAGCACGCAUGGUGUCCUGAUGCACUAUGCUGAAGCUGCGCCCCCGGCCAUGCUCGCGUUCGCGCCCCACGUGGCGCCGCAGCAGGUGUACCCGGAUAACUCCUUCUUCAUCGGCGAGGGCGACCAGAUGCACCGCGCAAACGGCGUCGUCCCACCUCAGGGGCCACCCGUGGACGUGCCGCAGGUGCCGCAGAUGUUCCUGCCGGGCGCGCACGUCGUCCACGCGGUGUCCGUGCAGCAGCAGCCGCAGCAGAACGCGCACCAGCGGCACCCGCAGCACCCACAACAGAGGCUCAUGGCUGUGCCGCUCAACCCGUCCGGCGCUCAGGCCGCGCACGCCGGGUUCGCGGCGCCCCUGCAUUCCGCCGCGAGCGUCCCCGGCGCCAGCUGGGACGUGUCCGCGCAGCUCGUGGCCGCCGGAGCCGCGCAAGGCAGCGCGCCCGACCUGCACAGCACCCACGCGCACGCGCACUCGCUCGCCCGGCCGCUGUCGCCGCUGCUGCACCAGGACGGCCACGGCAACGCGCAGCAGUACUCCGCCCACGGCCAACAGGCCACGCAGGGCUUCUCCGGGCACGGCCCGCAGGCCUCGCAGGGCAGCUCCGCCCCCCCGGCCUACAACAACCACGCGGCGCAGCUGCAGGCGCGCAGCGGGCCGCCGCCCGCCCAGGACAGCAGCUUCGGCAACUCGACCUCGAUCCUCGCGCACGCGCACACCGCCUACCGGUCCGGGCACUACCAGCGUGCGCUCGAGCUCUGCCAAACCGUACACACGCGCGAGCCUCUCCGGACGGACGUGCUGCUCCUCCUCGGCGCCGUCUACUACCAGCUCGGCCGGCUCUCCGAGUGCAUCACCUGCAACGACCGCUGCAUCAUGCUCGACCCGACGCUCGCCGAGGCCUACGCGAACUUGGCAAACGCGCUGCAGCAGCAAGGGUCAACCGACCUCGCAAUCCUGUACUACCAGAACGCGAUCCGGCUGCGGCCGGGGUUCACGGACGCGUACAACAACCUCGCGUCGGCGCUCAUUCAGAAGGGCCUCGUUGCGAACGCGAUGGAGUGCUACAACGAGGCCCUGCGCCGCAACCCCGCGCUGUCCAACGUGCGCGUGAACCUGGGCGACCUGUGGCGGUCGCAGGGCGCGGCGGGGCACCACCCCGCGCAGCAGUGCUACAGCGAGGCGCUAACGCAGGACCCGAAGUGCGCGGCGGCGUGGCGCGGGCUGGGCGACCUGAUGCGCGAGAUGGGGCAGGUGGGGUCCGCGGUGCCGUACUACCGCGCGGCGCUGCAGCACGACCCGAUGAUGGCGGAGGCGUACACAGAGCUCGGGCGGUGCCUGAAGGAGCUCGGGCAGACGAGCGGUGCGGAGCAGUGCUACCAGGAGGCGUGCCGCGUGCAGCCGAACAGCGCGCUCGCGCUCGGCAACCUCGCGGGGCUCUACUACGAGAGCGGAAAGCUCGACAUGGCCGCGCAGACGUACCAGUCGGCCAUCAAGAUCGAGCCCAACUUCCCGGAGGCGUAUAACAACCUGGGCAACGCGCUGCGGGAGCUCGGGCGCGCGAACGAGGCGAUCGCGUGCUACACGGCGUGCAUUCAGCUGCAGUACGCGCGCUCGCAGCGGCCCGGGUCGGACACGUCGCCCGCGCACAUGGCGGCGUGCGUCGCGCGCCUGACCGUCGCGUACAACAACCUCGGCGGCCUCCUGAAGGCGCAGGGGCGCAUGCACGAGGCCAUCUGCUGCUACGAGCGCGUCGUCACGCUGCAGCCGACCUCCCCGGAGUCGCACGCGAACCUCGGCGCAGCGUACAAGGACUCGACGCGCCACGAAGAGGCCAUCGUGUCGUACCGCAACUCCCUGCAGCUCCGCCACGACUUCCCCGAGGCCUUCGCGAACAUGGUGCACUCGCUGCAGUGCAUCUGCGACUGGACCGACCGGCCGCAGCUGUUUGCGCGUCUCGAGGCCGAGAUCCGCCGCGACCUCUCGAACGGCGCGCUGCCGCCCGUGCAGCCCUUCCACGCGAUGGCGUACCCGCUCCCCGCGGACCUCCCGCUCAAGAUCGCGCAGGCGUACGCGCGGCUGUGCGCCGCCAACGCGGCGCUGCUCAAGUGCCCGCCGCUCGCGCACCCCGAGGCCAAGCCGCUCGCGCGCGGGGAGCGCCUGCGCGUCGCGUACGUCUCGUCCGACUUCGGCAACCACCCUCUCUCGCACCUCAUGGGCUCCGUCUUCGGCCUCCACGACCGCACGCGCCUCGAGGUGUUCUGCUACGCGCUGUCGCCGCCGGACGGCUCGCCGUGGCGGCAGCGCAUCGAGCGCGAGGCCGAGCACUUCAUCGACGUCUCGGCGUGGUCCGUCCAGGACAUCGCGCAGCGCAUCUCCGCCGACGGCAUCCACGUAGGCGUCAACCUCAACGGGUACACAAAGGGGUCGCGCAACGAGAUCUUCGCGCUGCGCCCGGCGCCCGUGCAGUGCUCGUACAUGGGCUUCCCCGCCACCGCGGGCGCGGACUUCCUUCCCUACCUCAUCGUGGACAAGGUGGUCGCCCCCAAGGAGCUGCACCACUGCUACACAGAGAAGAUCGUACAGAUGCCGAACUGCUACUUCGUGAACGACUACAAGCAGUCGCACAUGGACGUCCUCGACGAGGCCAACGUCCCCUCGCGCGAGUCCCAGGGCCUCCCGGCCGACAAGGUCAUCUACGCGUGUUCCAACCAGCUGUACAAGUACGACCCGGACACCUUCCGGUGCUGGUGCAACAUCCUCCGCCGCGUGCCGAACUCGGUGCUCUGGCUCCUGCGGUUCCCGCCCGCCGGCGAGCCGCGCGUCAAGGCGGAGGCGGCGCGCCAGGGCGUGGAUCCGGCGCGCAUCAUUUUCACGGACGUGGCGCAAAAGGACCUGCACAUCCGGCGGUCGGGCCUCGCUGACGUCUUCCUGGACACGCCGCUGUGCAACGCGCACACCACGGGCUGCGACGUCCUGUGGUCGGGGUGCCCGAUGGUGACCCUGCCGCUGGAGCGCAUGGCCUCGCGCGUCGCCGCGAGCCUGUGCGUGGCGAUCGGGUGCCCGGAGCUCGUCGUGCGGUCGCACGCCGAGUACGAGGAGCUCGCGGUGGACCUCGGCACGAACACGGCGCGCCGGCUCGCGCUGCGGGAGCGCAUCAAACAGAGCCGGCUCUCCUGCCCGCUGUUCGACACCAAGGGCUGGGUGCGCGACUUCGAGCGCGUGUUCUUCAAGAUGUGGGACAUCCACUGCCAGGGCAAGGAGCCGCACGCGUUCGAGCUGCCCCCCGAGCCGUGA
Messenger RNA from Pedinophyceae sp. YPF-701, 3414 nucleotides. The record is from the annotation of a GenBank genome assembly. Lineage: Eukaryota; Viridiplantae; Chlorophyta; Pedinophyceae.